AUGGAUCACCAGAAACAAUUCUCCACUCCUCAUGCGCUAGUAUUCCCUUUACCACUUCAGGGUCCUGUGAAUUGUAUGCUCAAUCUGGCUGAACUGUUCUGCCUUGGUGAUUUGCAUGUUACCUUCAUCAACACUGACCACGUCCAGGACCGAUUGAGAAGUUGCAGCGAUGUUGAAUCCCGCUUCGAGCGUUAUCCCAAUUUCAGGUUUCAUACAAUCCCAGAUGGCCUUCCCGAAGAUAGUCCUCGUACGGGUGGUCAUAUUCUCAAGUUAAUAGAGUCUUUGGAAGUUGUGAGCCAGCCAAUUUUCAGGGCGAUGGUAACCUCUGGUUCCCUGGGUCAUAACUCGGAAAAGCCGGCCACUUGUAUUAUAGCUGAUGGGAUCUUCAGCUUUGCCGUUGAUAUUGCUAAAGAGAUUGGGGUUCCACUCAUUUACUUUGACACUAUCAGUCCCUGUGGGCUCUGGACUUACCUAUGCAUACCUAAGCUCAUUGAAGCUCAAGAAUUCCCUUUUAAAGGGGAUGAUUUGGAUGCACCGUUAAGCAGCCUGCAGGAGAUGGAAUGCAUUAUGAGACGCCGCGAUCUUCCAAGCUUUUGCCGUGUGAGGGAGAUUGAUGACCCUUUAAUCCGAAUUAUUCUGGAGGAGGACCGACAGCUCCCGCUAGCCCAGGCGCUAAUUUUCAAUACCUUUGAGGAGCUCGACAGAGGCACACUUUCACUCAUGCGAACUCUGGGCCCGAAAGUGUACGCCAUAGGGCCGCUCCACACCCACCUCAAGUCAAGAUUGGCCGCCACAACUUCACCGCCGGCCUCUUCACAUAGCCUGUGGAAAGAAGAUAAAAGCUGCAUUGCCUGGCUCAAUGACCAACCGGUCAAGUCUGUGAUAUAUGUCAGCAUAGGAAGUCUUGCGACCAUGACCAAGGAUCAGCUGAUGGAGAUUUGGUAUGGCUUGGUCAACAGUGGGGUGAGGUUCUUGUGGGUUCAGAGACCGGGGUCUAUUGCUGGAUCAGCAGCAGAGGGGGAUCAAAUUCCUGAGGAAUUGGCUAAAGCAACCCAGGAAAGAGGCUAUAUUGUGGAUUGGGCACCUCAGGAAGAGGUUUUGGGGCAUCCUGGAAUUGGUGGGUUUUUGACUCACAGCGGUUGGAAUUCAACGCUGGAGAGCAUAGUGGAGGGAGUUCCAAUGAUAGGGUGGCCGUACUUUGUUGACCAGCAAGUUAACAGUAGGUAUCUUUUGGAGGUUUGGAAACUUGGAUUGGACAUGAAAGAUACGUGCGAUGGAGUCAUUGUUGAGAAGAUGGUCAAAGAUGUUAUGCAGUUGAGAAGGGAUGAAUUCUUGCCAAGGGCAAAUGAAAUGGCAAAAUUGGCUAACUCAAGCGUGAAUGAAGGUGGAUCUUCCUACAACGACUUGGACAAUCUGAUUGAGGACAUCAAAUUGAUGACGUUGAAGGCAUAAAAUGUUUUUAGCAUGGCUGAAAUAUGCUGUCAGGACUCAGGACCAAAGUUUGACACGAAACAAGCAGCGAUGAUUAUUAUGAUAAUGCUUGCACCCAAGCAUUUUGCAAAUAAUACCGAGAUUCAGCCUAUGAAGGUGGACUUGGCAAAGUUUGGAGUUUCUUCUUCCUCAUUUCUUGUGCUUCGGGAUGAUCAAUAUCGGACGA
This is a messenger RNA of Coffea eugenioides, 1657 nucleotides long. Its product is annotated as 7-deoxyloganetic acid glucosyltransferase-like. Gene Ontology annotation, molecular function: UDP-glycosyltransferase activity. NCBI's taxonomy places the organism in Eukaryota, Viridiplantae, Streptophyta, Magnoliopsida, Gentianales, Rubiaceae. The record is from RefSeq and is a predicted model, not a curated record. The transcript has 2 exons. Bases 1 to 1452 code for a protein of 483 amino acids.